This is a messenger RNA of Corythoichthys intestinalis (scribbled pipefish), 5115 nucleotides long. RefSeq names its product KTI12 chromatin associated homolog (gene kti12). Gene Ontology annotation, biological process: tRNA wobble uridine modification. The record is from RefSeq and is a predicted model, not a curated record. The coding region runs from base 60 to 887 and encodes 275 amino acids. NCBI's taxonomy places the organism in Eukaryota, Metazoa, Chordata, Actinopteri, Syngnathiformes, Syngnathidae. The transcript has 9 exons.
GGUCAUAGUUAAAGAAACAUGCCACUUGCGGCAAGCUAGUGUAGCUUUUCCAAGUAAUCAUGCCUUUAAUAGUUAUGUGUGGUUAUCCAUGCAGUGGUAAAACUCGCAGGGCAGAGGAAUUAAAAGUGUAUUUCGAAGAAACAACUGACCGAAAGGUUCACGUUGUGGGAGAUUCGCCACUGUCUGUUGAGAAGAAUGCCGUGUAUGCAGAUUCACAAAAGGAAAAACAGGUCAGAGCUGCGCUGAAAGCUGAAGUGGAGAGGAAAGUCAACAAAGAUGACAUUGUUAUUUUGGAUUCAUUAAACUACAUUAAAGGCUACCGCUACGAGCUUUUUUGUCUCAUAAAACAUGUACAGACACCACACUGUCUCGUGUAUUGUUUGACAUCAGAUGAUGUGAGCUCAGAGUGGAACACAAGCAGAGAUGCUGAGGAGCAGUACAUACAAGACAUCUUCAAUGCAUUAGUUCUCCGUUUUGAAGCACCAGAUUCUAGAAACCGUUGGGACAAUCCACUCUUUAACAUUCUUCAAGAUGACACGCUUCCAUUUGAAGCAAUCGCUGAUGCGUUAUUCAAAAGGAAAGCGCCGCCACCCAACCAGUCCACUCAGAGUCAACCACUGUCAUCUGCAAACUUCCUGUAUGAGUUAGACAAGGUCACACAGGAUGUGUUAAUGGCCAUUUUUAAUGCACAGAAGACAAGUGUUCCUGGAGAUCGCAUUUCUGUUCCAGGAGCGACAGAGAAAAUCGAGCUGAACAGGAGCGUCAACAUGGCCGAGCUUCGCAAAUUCCGGCGCCAGUUCAUCAGCUACAGCAAGAUGCACCCUACAGAGAACACGGGUCAGAUUUCCAACAUGUUUGUACAGUAUUUAAAUAGGAGUCUCCAUUGAUGAAUGUAUGUCACUCAUUAAAUAUUUGUAUUUUUAAAUUUGGAAUAUUUGAAUGAAUUAUUUUACUUAGUAUCAUUUUAGGAGCAACUUAUUUUUUUUGCUGAAUGUUGUUUCUUUUACUGCCUUCUACAAGUCGGUCAUGAACAUUUGGUCCGAGUAAAGCCCCCUUCAGUACUUUGCUCAGGAACAAGACGUCCUUCAUUAUUUUGAACAAUGUACUUGACCUGUACACAACCUUCUAAAGCCUCUGUUUUCCCCCCGUCAUCAGGAAAGUAUAAAUAUUUAUACGCUUGUAAAGAUUUGGACUUAUGUAAGAAGAUCAUGAGCAAAGGGAGUUUGCAUGCUGACGUUGUUGGUAACUGCACUUUUUUUCCUACUGGAAUGAAGCUUGAGCCACCAAAUGAUAUACAGGUAUAAUGAUGAGUGCUAUGAUGUCUAUUAAUAUGGGUACGUGUACAUAACAUCUGAAAUUUUAUUACUGUAUAAGUAUGAGCUACAUUGAUUUUGCAGUAUACAACUGUUUAUCAGUGGCAUACUUUCAUAGUUAAUAUAAAUAAGUGGUUUAGUUGGAAAUGUUCCUUCCCAUUUUUACAUUUUGAUAAGGCUUUGGCACCACAAAAAUCUGUUAAUUAAGACAGGUCACUGUAUUGUGCUUUUGAUUUUACCCUGAACAUGUAUUUAUGUAUUGAGUAAAUAAAUUUAAAUACAUAUUAAUCACUGCAAUGAAAUUUUGAUUGGUGUUGUUGCACACAAAUGAUAUAAACAGUUGAUUAUGUGCAGGUUUUUUUUCCUAACAUGCUUACAGUGGGUCAUGUAAAGGCCCUGAAAGUAGGUAUUAUUUCAGAAGUUCGUAUUAAUUAAAAAAAAAAAAAAAAACACUUAAAUGGUCAUACAAUAAACCACAUUUAUUGCCUGUCAAUGUUUUUUUCCCUCUUGAGUGGUACAGCUGUCCCAAAGAUUCUGUCCCAGUGACUAAAAAAGGGAGCGUAGUUGCUGUUUGGUUUCUGAUGGUGCAUGUCAUGAGCAGGCGCUCCUCCCAAAAGGCCGAAAGGCACCAGGCGAUUGAGGCCCCACGGGAGGUCAUAGCCAAUGUGGUCCUCCACAGACAUCCCAAUACUAAGCACGGUGACGCACCAUGUAGUCAGCGGGUGACACUUGAGCAGAAUUGGAUCCUGGUUGCUCCAGAAUCCCACAGUCAUCAGUUCCGGAAUGCUGAGCUGCUCAGUGGACCAUGAGAAGGGAGCGACAUAUUCGUGGUGUAUGGCAUGGAUGCAGCGGUACAGCUGCACAUGUUUGUGGUGUAUGACAUGCCAGAUGUAGUACUGGGUGUCAAAAACUAGAAGAAGAGCCAGGCCGUCAAUGAAGACCUCACGAAGUGAUGGCGCUUCUUGAGGCAUCACCGGCAGAGGUAAGAUGAACAUGCUCACCACCACACUUGGCAGCACAAAGAAAAUGUGAUUAAAAAGAGCGGUCCGGAAGCUCCUUACCAUCAUUCCAACUGUUGGUCUUCUUCCCGGCUGGAUCUUGUACUUGUAAAACAACGGCACCCUAUCUCCCAGCAGGUCCAUGACUGCAAAAGGCACACUGAAGAAGACAUAGCUGGAAAAGGCAAGCAGAACCAGGAAUAAAGGAGAUGAGAUGUAAGGCCGGUAGUGCAAAAGCAGAUGGUCCCAGAGGGGCUGCAGGAGAUUAUCAGAAUGACUGUAGGUGAGAAAAUGGAGCGGCCCCGCAGUAACAUUUAACAUCUUGAUCACAGUCCUGCUGCUACUGGAUGCUUGAGCCUGGAAAAACCCCUGCUUUAAAUGUGGAGUUUGGCUCAAAGAGCCUUAGUGUCAACACGUACAAGCCAAAAAGAUUAACUAUUCCAGGGUUUCCCUAGAAAACUUGCAAAGCCCAUUGGUAGAGAAGCUCACUAGCGGCCCACUGUUUUUUGGGAAAAUGUUGACAAUUUUUUUUAAGGACUAUUAUGUGUUAUUAUAAGCUAUGUAUUGAAAUUUUCUAAAUGUUAUCCUAAGGUACAGUCUUCUCGAACAAAAAUUUAAUGCAAUCCCACGCAAUGACAAAAUGCUGGGAUAGAUUUGUUCACAACUUGACCAUAACGCUUCGCCAUUGCGCUUUCAAACUUAGUCACCAUACAUGGUCAUAAUGCCAUAAAAAUUUGUAAACUUUACAUACAUAAGUUAUUUUUUAGGGCGACAGUUUUAGCCUGGACGGUGGGGGGCAAGAGCCUGGUGGCCUGCCAAGCUCAAGGUGAGCACUUCAAUGAAAAAGCAGUGCUUUGAGGAAGAUGCAGCAAUUUAAAUGAGGGAAGUGAUCUAUCUCAAAGUUAGCAAGGAUGGUCCCAAGUUAAAUCAAUGUGGUUACUAGCAGUGUAAUAGUAAAUCAGCCUGACCAGUUGAGACAGCAUAGGUUCAGGUCCUACUUAGUGACAAAUGUAAAUGAACUGAUCUGUGGAAAUGAGGAGAGAAACAGUUAAGAAGUAACUUUCCCAAAGAAUCAUCAUUACAACAUGAUUUAUUGGAGGAAAUCAAACUCAUUGAAUUCAUGAUUUUUGUUUUUGCAUGUUCACAAAUGUGAAUUAUUUCUUUUCACUGGCCUUCUUCGAAAUCGUCUUGUUGGUGUUGGCGUACUUCUGCCGAUCAUUUCUGCAAAGAACAAGACAAAUUUAUCCCCUGCUUAAUGAAUCAUUUAAAUAUUGACAUUUAAGAUACCUUGACAUUUUGAUUUUGCUCCUGCAGCCCAGUCCUCCUUCCCAGUGACUGGUGUGAGCACCUCUAGUCAUCAUGCUUCCACAGCUGAUGCAAGGCUUCCCGUUGCUAUAUGGCUACAAAAACAACAAAAAUAUUGUCAGGGGGUAGAUCUUCCAAAUGCGGGUGUUCCAGCAUCAUCACGCCAUCCGUACCUGCUCUUUGGCGCAGUACCCACAGAUCAUCCUGCUGGCGAGCUCCAUGGGAUGGUCCUGGUCUUCAUCGUGGCACACAUCACAAGGGUAAGCCCGGCCGCAACACGGAAAUCUUGAUGACACGCAUGAUUAAAAUGUUAGUCCUCUUCCCAUUAAAAGUGACAAUACAAAGCACAAAGGUGGUACCUGAGCCAGCGAUGGCUCUGCUUGUAAUGCUUGCAUGCUCCUUUUUCUGGUAGUGGCUUCCCCUUUUGAACAGCUGGAUCUCUUAUCGUUUUCAAAUUGACAGUACCAGCACUUGAAUCUGCACCCACACAUAAAAUAUAUUUCAGACCAUGACCGAUGCUUUCUGCAAAACUGGGUGGGAGAAUUGAGCUCGGUGGCUUUUGUGUACAAUACAGCUCUUUCACCUUGUGUGGGCAAAUACUGGUCAGACUGUGGUUGUUUUGUUUCUACAGUAUCAGAGAUUAAACCUUUUCUAAUCUGCUAAAGGGAGAUUGUAGCUGUGCUUUCACCUGUUUUGUUGCUGCGUGGCUGAAUGUAUUGGAAUCUGGCACUCUCAGCCAACAGACUAAGCUUGCCGUGGCAGUUUUCACAAUUGACCUCCUUUGUUUGACCAUAGCAUAGGUUCUAAUGAAACAAACCAAAAAACAGAUAAAUCAUUUUUUUUCCCUGCACUGUUAUGAUCUUGAGGUUAGGUGUCUGUACCUGGACAAAGCUUUCCUGGGAACAGCUGAGGCAGCCCACAUUGAGCUGACAGUCUUGAAGCACUAGGUCAGAAGGAACAGCAUUUUGGAGGUCCAGGUACCCCAACACGUCACUGUAGUGGUGCAGCAUGGAGGGUCUAAACGCAGCGGUUAUUCGUGCACUGCACUUUUCACAAUUAGCGGUGCAAGCAGUCUUCCCACUUAGUGUCAAGUCUGCCGUAACCUUGCACCUGCCCACAAAUAAUUAUUUUUUUGGUGCUGUACUAAAUAAUUUUAAAUUGUUUAGUGAAUCAAUGAAUUAAAUUAUGAAUUAUUAGUGACCUGUUACACCGAAGACAAACAGUGAUGUUAUGGCCGACCACAGUAGCAGUGUUUUCUCCCAGCGUUAAGCCAAGCAGCCUCACUUCGGUGCCUCUACGGACUUCGCUGAUCUUAAUGUUCUCCACCAGGUGAGUGGCUUCCUCAUCAUCAUCACCUGCUCGCUGUUUUUCAUCAAAACCUGCGACACCUUCUUCUAUGUCACAUUUAGUGAUUCUUGCUACAUUGCCAGUCUCCUCCUCUUCCUUCACAGUGUCAGAGUUGGUUUCACAUGAACUAUUGUUUGUUUUUUCACACACUG